UCUGCAGUUGCCCUUUAAUUUUGGCUCCCGCAACAAUCAUCCCGGGCUCGGUCCCUCGUCGAAUGUUUAUUCCAGCUGCUACAAGGUACCAACGGCUUCUUGAAAGCGCCGCACGGAUAACCUUAAGCUCGUUACUGUCAAAGUGCGCACCCACGAUUGUGUAAAUAAUCAUCGAAAAUAUUAAUUUUCUAGGUAAGUAAAAGCUGACUCAAGAUCAACUGCCAGCGAAGUGACGAAUGUGCGCAACAAUUUAGCGCCAUAAUAAAAACACGUUCACGCUACACACGCUAUCACGCAGGACGCUCUCAAGGAGAUCUAACGUCAAUUUUGCCCUUUUAAUUCUUCUUCUCAAAAUUAUCGUCACUGUAUAUCAUUAAAAAUGUCGCAUUUGAAGUAUAUGAAGGAACUCAAUACAUUAACGAGAAUGGACGAUGCCAUCAAAGGACCUGUACCCCGUUGGCAGAAGAAAUGUCUCGAGACAUCGACUUCAUCGGCUGCAAACAUGAGUUUGAAUACUUCGCGAAAAGCAAUGAAUGUGACUAGUGCCAACAACAGUAAUAACAGUUCUGGCAAAACUCCCAAAAAAGGAAUAGAAAUUCGAAAUGGAAAAAAAACACCUUCCAAAAACAGCAAAAAAUCUCCAAGUCGAGCCACAACUCCAAAUAAAACUCCUUGUGGUGGAGAUCGAUUCAUACCUACAAGAACUACAACUAAUUUUGAGUUGGGGUAUUUCAAGUUGCAGCAACAAAAUACUGAUCCAGAUAAUAAAAAUGAAACCAGUCCUAAUAAACGUGAAAUGCAGCGCUUGAUCGGAGAAAAUUUACAUGGAGGAGAUUUAAGUAAUAUGAGAGUACUGUCUUAUCAAAAUAAAGCCCCCGCACCUCCAGAAGGAUAUCAAAAUCCAUUGAGAGUUGUCUACAGCCAAUCUAAAACCCCUGCAAGCGUAAAAGCUUCUACAAGAUACAUUCCAAAUGCACCUGACAGGAUUUUAGAUGCCCCUGAAAUAGUGGAUGAUUAUUAUUUAAAUUUGGUUGACUGGUCAACGAGCAAUGUAUUGGCUGUAGCACUGGGAGCCAAUGUAUAUUUGUGGAAUGCUGGUACAGGAACCAUAGAGCAACUUUUUGAACUGGAAGGCAACGACUAUGUCUGUUCAGUUGCUUGGAUUCAAGAAGGUCCAUAUUUAGCUGUAGGUACUACUGUAGGAAAUACAGAAUUAUGGGAUUGCAGUCAAAUGAAGAGAGUCAGAGUUAUGAAUGGACACUCUGCAAGAGUUGGCUCUCUGUCAUGGAAUUCACACAUUUUGACAAGUGGUUGCAGAGCGGGACAAAUCAUACAUCAUGAUGUAAGACAGCGAGAACAUCUAGUGUCAACAAUUAAUGCUCAUGCUCAAGAAGUUUGUGGAUUAAAAUGGUCCCCAGAUGGAAAAUACUUAGCAAGUGGAGGAAAUGAUAAUAUGUUACAAAUUUGGCAAGGUGUAGCUGGAACAAAUUAUUCUCACCCUCAGCCUAUUUAUUCACUUAGCCAGCAUCAAGCUGCUGUGAAAGCCUUAGCAUGGUGCCCUUGGCAAAAUCAUGUACUGGCUAGUGGUGGAGGAACAGCCGAUAGAACAAUUCGAUUUUGGAACUGUAAUACUGGUGCUUGUCUCAAUACAAUUGACACUAAGUCUCAAGUUUGUUCGCUUCUUUGGUCAACUACUUAUAAGGAAAUUGUUUCUGGUCAUGGAUAUGCUCAAAACCAACUGACAAUUUGGAAAUAUCCAACAAUGAAUAAAGUAGCUGAACUAACUGGUCAUUCCAGUCGGGUACUCCAUCUUGCUAUGUCACCAGACGGUACAACCGUGCUUAGUGCUGGUGCUGAUGAAACAUUAAGACUAUGGAAAUGCUUUAUACCAGAUCCACACAAGAAAAAGGAGCCCGUUAAACAAACUUCAGCUGUAUCUUGCUUAAAACGAUCCAUAAGAUAAUGGGUUUCUUUAAAAAUUUUGAAAAUGAAUUUUUAGAUUAAUUUGUUAUAAUUAUACAUAAUUUUUUAAAGUAACAAUAUACUCUGUGAGUUGUGAUGUACUUUUCUUACUAAGAG
Messenger RNA from Trichogramma pretiosum, 2079 nucleotides. RefSeq names its product cell division cycle protein 20 homolog (gene fzy). Gene Ontology annotation, molecular function: ubiquitin ligase activator activity; anaphase-promoting complex binding; protein binding. The record is from RefSeq and is a predicted model, not a curated record. NCBI's taxonomy places the organism in Eukaryota, Metazoa, Arthropoda, Insecta, Hymenoptera, Trichogrammatidae. The transcript has 7 exons. Gene Ontology annotation, cellular component: anaphase-promoting complex. Bases 380 to 1963 code for a protein of 527 amino acids. Gene Ontology annotation, biological process: anaphase-promoting complex-dependent catabolic process; positive regulation of anaphase-promoting complex-dependent catabolic process; positive regulation of ubiquitin protein ligase activity.